This is a messenger RNA of Penicillium alfredii, 6894 nucleotides long. Its product is annotated as CCR4-NOT core subunit CDC39. NCBI's taxonomy places the organism in Eukaryota, Fungi, Ascomycota, Eurotiomycetes, Eurotiales, Aspergillaceae. The record is from RefSeq and is a predicted model, not a curated record. Bases 1 to 6894 code for a protein of 2297 amino acids. The transcript has 5 exons. Gene Ontology annotation, cellular component: P-body; CCR4-NOT core complex. Gene Ontology annotation, biological process: nuclear-transcribed mRNA catabolic process, deadenylation-dependent decay. Gene Ontology annotation, molecular function: molecular adaptor activity.
AUGACCUUCCCUCCCCCUCACCCUUCCGCCCAAUCGUCGAUUGCUUCUGGCACCGAUAAAUCUUCUUCGACCAGGACUGAUAUUGGUGCCUGGGGUCGGUCCGUGUCCCAGUCCGGCGUUCGUCGUGGGUUGACUCCCCUCGCGACCAACCUUCCCCCCACCGUUCCUCCGUCUUCCCGGGGCUUGGAAUCAGGCCCGGGGGCCUCUACGCCGUCCUCCUUCUCUGCCGUUCUGAGUUCCUCCAGGGGACUUUCCGGUGGCAGCCCCAAGCCCGCACCCUCGCCGUUCACCUCACUACAAUCUGGCUUGCAACAACAGGGCCAGUCGCUCUCGUCUCCAAAGUUUCGGGCUCAUACCCCAUCCGCAGGGUCCCAUUUGGCCUCUGCAACAGGCCCCAUCACGGGUGGUGGAGGCACUGGGGGAGGAGGUGGUGGGCCGGGCUCUUCGAGAGGCGUCGCCUUUUCACCGCUAUCGUCCGGAACAACCGUGAACUCACCCACGGGCUUCGCCUCUGACAAGCCGGGAUCUGCAGCUUCCGCGGCCGCUCACUCGAGUCAAUCCUCACUCACUAAAAUCUCCAUCGCGCAGGUCUUCCUCCUGCUCGAUUCCAUUACAGAAAAAGAAGGCAAGGAAAAGUGGGAGACCAAGGCUGCCCAGAUUCACAAGCUUGUUACAUCCAACGGAAUGGAGGUCUUUUCCAAAUACUUUCGCCGUCUUUUGACAGGCAAUGCGCCUCAAAUCUUUCCCGGGGUCAACAAGUCCGUCGAAAAUGCCGGCAACUACCCCCUUCUUGUCCAGGAGGUGCAGAAGGUUGCCUCGGACCCUGAACAAGCCCAAAAAAUUGCCGAGACGGUAGACACAUCGGAAGGCGACAUCUUUCGCGAUUUCGAUUUGUCGACCUUCCUGGAUCAUUUCCGUCUCGACCCUGUCGUCAAGGUUGCACUUGCUUUGGCCUUCAAGAUGACCAACAAAUCCGAUCUUCGUGCUAAGGCCGAUGCGAUCCUCUCAAACUCCGUUGCCCCCUUCCUACAGAGCCUUGCAAACCCCUCAGAAACCACCAAGGACUACCAGAACACUUUCCUCGGCAUCACAAUCGAACGAUUCAUUCUCUACCCCCCCCGCAACUUCACCGACGAUGUUAAGGCGAAGUUGGUUUACGCAACAAACUUGCGAUAUCAGAAAAUGGGCUUGGAUAUGCCGUUUGAGGUCUCAUCCGCUCUACAAAUGUUCAACUUUGUCAACCCGCGCUUCACCCUCGUGCGACAGCUCCACUCCAAGGGACCGCGAGCGACAGCAAACUCGGAAUCAGCUGCGGAGGUGAUCAAUGCCGCUGGACCAGAAAGCUGGAAUGAGGAGCACUUGGCUAGUGCUCUUCUGUUUAUGGUUCUGUCGCAAUACUGGCAACAGUACUCACUGGAGACCUUCCUGAACGCCUAUGCCGAUAGGAAAAUUAAUUGGCCUAUUGUGUUUCGAAACUUUGAUCGAGAAGGUCUCAGGGUGGAUCCAAAGCAGUUUGUCAAGCUGUACAGCCUUCUUUCGACCGUCUCUACGGAUUCUCUGGACGUUCAAAGACUGUGGGGCGGUGAUUGGGAGCACCGUGACACGCAAAUGUCAUUCUUGACGGCUUUUAUCGCUGCUCGCACGGACGCAUCUCAAAUCCCCCAUUUGCGUGCGACCUUCCCUGCCGACUUUUUUGAGGACGCGCCCGAGAUUGUUAAGGUGCAAGGUGAGCGUGCGGCAAAGUCGCCUUUGCGAUCUAUGGAUGCCAUGAAAGCCAUCUUCGACCUUGCGCUAUUCUCGCAGGCCUCGUGGGCUGCCACUGAAAGCCAGCUCUUGAUUAAGGCUGUACUCCAAUACGAUCUCCCAGUAUUUCUCUGUUCCGCCCUCGCUCUCCCGCAGCCGUGGUCUAGCGUCCAGCAAAGUUUCGUGCUGCGGACUUUCAUCGUUUUCAUUACCAAGCAAGAAGAGGGCUAUCAGCUUGCUCUCCAUGGGGCAUGGAGGCAAGACCGACAGUGGGUUUCGGAGCAACUCUUCACUGCUUUCACCCAAGACCCCACCUCAACAGCAGCGAUUUAUGACCAUGCCGCCGCGUACGGUUGGCUCGAUUACCUCCUUGGCUUCACCAAUGGACUUGCUCUCGAUCUCGCCUGCUACUCUCAGCGCAUGGGCACAUUUGACCUCGAGCAGUGGGUCCGGAAUGCCUCCCAGAAGGGACCACUCGAUAUGGGCGCUUUACUGUCGAAAUUUUUGAGAAUCAAGGCUGAUGAUGAACUCCACGUCCAGCGGAAAGAACAGUCUGUCCCUCAGAUGGUCAGCCUCUCCGUGAAAACCGUGUACACGCUCCUGUCUGUACUGGAGGAAUAUGUCGGAGACCGUGAAAACCUCACACCCGUUCAACGCAUCUGUAUCCAGACAUACCCUCGACUGAUCAACUACGGCGAAGGGUUCGACGACGUCAUCGACGCCAAUGGUCAAAACGGGAACACCUUGCCCGAGACAAUUGACAAGCAGAUGCAGGACCUGUUUGGCAAGAUGUACCACGAAGAACUUUCGCUCAGGGAGAUGUUGGAGUUGAUGCGGAACUACAAGUCGUCCCGGGACUCCACCGAACAAGAUCUCUUUGCUUGCAUGGUGCACGGCCUUAUCGACGAAUACCAUUGCUAUCACGAAUACCCGCUGGAGGCUCUGACAAAGACCGCGGUCAUGUUUGGCGGCAUCAUCAACUUCCGUCUGGUUGAUGGCAUUACACUGAAGGUCGGCCUCGGCAUGAUUCUCGAGGCCGUCAGAGAACAUGAAGUGCACGACCCGAUGUACAAAUUUGGUGUGGAGGCGAUCGAACAGUUGAUCAACCGCCUUCCCGAGUGGGCCGGUUUCUGUCAUCUGCUCCUGCAGAUCCCAUCUCUGCAGGGGACGCCCAUCUUCCAGAAGGCCGAGGAAGUACUUGGGGAGGAAGGCAAUCAGCUUGGAGAUGCAGAGGCCGGGCGAUUCGAGGAACUUGCCGCUUCGACCUUGACUAAUGGCAAUGUGGACGAUUCAUCGAUUGCUGAUGGCUCCUCGCGCAAGUUCCGUUCCGUUCAAGUGGAUCCCCCCUCCGACAAGAUCCUUUUCGUCCUGAACAAUGUUUCGGAGCAGAACAUCGACGAGAAGCUGCGCGAUUUGCGAGACGUGUUGCGCGACCAGCACCACCAGUGGUUUGCCUCAUACCUGGUGGAGGAGCGCGCAAAGUUGCAGCCUAACUUCCAGCAACUUUACUUGGACCUUCUCGACCGCAUCGGGGACAAGAUUCUGUGGGCCGAAGUUCUGAGAGAGACCUAUGUCAGCGUCGCCAAGCUACUCAACUCGGAAGCCACCUUGAAUUCGUCGACUGAUCGCGGCCAUCUCAAGAACCUGGGUGCUUGGCUGGGUUCGUUGACUAUCGCGAAAGACAAGCCCGUCAAACACAAGAACGUCUACUUCAAGGGCCUGCUCCUGGAGGGUUAUGAUACCCAGCGCCUCAUGGUCACUAUUCCAUUUACUUGCAAGGUGUUGGUGCAGGCAACUAAGUCUACAGUGUUCAAGCCUCCCAACCCAUGGUUGAUGGACAUUCUGGGCCUCCUGCUUGAGCUGUACCAUUUCGCCGAGCUGAAGCUUAACCUUAAGUUCGAGAUUGAGGUUUUGUGCAAAGACCUGGAUCUUGACCACAAGGCGAUUGAACCCUCCAUCAUCAUUCGUGACCGUGCAGCCCAUGGUGAAGAGGCUCUGUCGACCACCAACAUUCCGGAGGGUCUGGAGGCCUUUGAUGAUAUGGCUCUUACCUCGAUAAACCAGGGCAUCCGAAAUGAAAGACUGUCGCCCUCUGCCAUCAUAUCGACCCUCCCCAGCCUUGAUAAGAUCCUUGUCCUCCCCUCAUCGGCAAGCAGUAUGGUGGACCCCAGCAUUCUCCGCCAGAUUGUUCACACCGCCGUCGAGCGGGCUAUUGCCGAGAUCAUCACUCCUGUCGUGGAGCGCUCUGUCACUAUUGCCUCCAUCUCCACCGUUCAGCUGGUGUCGAAGGACUUCGCGAUGGAGCCCGAUGAGGAAAAGGUACGACAUGCUGCAGGCAUCAUGGUCCGACAGCUUGCUGGCAGCUUGGCUCUGGUUACCUGCAAAGAGCCGCUCAAGGUUAGCAUGACCAAUUACAUCCGGAUGAUCCAGCAAGAGUACUCCGAUCAGCCCAUGCCCGAGGGUCUGAUUCUGAUGUGCGUGAAUGAUAACCUGGAUGCUGCCUGUGGAAUUGUCGAGAAAGCUGCGGAGGAGAAGUCUCUUCCCGAGAUUGAGAAGGUCAUCGAGCCCCAGCUGGAGGCACGCCGUCGUCACCAUGCCGCUCGGCCUAAUGAGCCGUUCAUUGAUCCGUCCAUGAAUCGUUGGGGAUUAUUCAUUCCGGAACCCUACCGGCAAGCCCCUGGUGGCCUCAACAAAGAACAGCUGGCGAUCUACGAAGAAUUUGCUCGCCAGUCCCGGGGUCCCGCAACCGCUCACCCCCAGAACGUUUCUACCGACUCCGGCCGCCAGCUUCCCGAUGUCCUUCAGGAGUCCUACCCUGCCAUUCCCAACCUUUCCACUCCGGCUGAGCAGCCCGCUGUUCCCCAUAGAACCCCUCAGGCCCAGCAUGCAGUUUCGCAGAUGGCCGUUCAUACGAACGGCUUCCUUGAUGCUCAAACCCCUCGGGAAAGAGUGGAAACUCUCGUCUCCGACCUGCAGCAGUCUACCCGCAACACCCCCGAGGAACACAUCAAGGACCUUCCCAAAGACAGCGCUGUUCUCCAAGAGUACAACCAGGCAUUGCGCACCAUCCUGGUUUCGCCCAAUGGCGAGGAACUCGCACGUCUGACUUCGCUCAAGAUUUGCACGACUCUGUACUCUCAGUCACCAGUGCCCCUGGAAAUUGAGGUUCUUGUGCACCUUCUCGCCAAGCUCUGCGAUAUGUCCACCCUCAUCGCACGGUACACGUGGGCUCUGCUUUCGGAAGUUGAUGAUGAGCACAUGUUCAAUGUGCCAGUCACGGUGGCACUCAUCGAUGCAGGCCUCCUGGACAUUCGUCGCGUCGAUAUGGUUCUGACUCGACUCAUUUUGCAGAAGAAUGUUAGCGCACUCGAGUUGCUGGACAACCUGAUGGAUCGUGUUCUUUUCAGUGAUGAACCCUCGGCUUUGCGGUCAGACUUCUCCGGUAGUCUUGAGGCCAUGACCCAGUGGCUCGCAGAGGAUGGCAGUGUCACUCCGGCCAUUGAGAUUGUUCGCAAGCUGCGCGAUGUCGGCAUCCCCGAGGUUGUCAACCCUCUUCUCAGCAAUCAAACCCGGUCCAAGCGUGACCAAAUGGAGUACAUCUUCAGCGAGUGGAUCGGCAUCUACAAGGCUCCCGGUGCCACUGACCGCACUUAUUACUCUUUCCUCCAGGAUAUUCACCAGCGCCAGGUGAUGAACAACCAAGAGGACUCGGCUAUGUUCUUCCGCCUCAGCAUCGACAUCUCCGUUGGCAUGUUCGAGCACGAGUCCCAAAACCCCAACGGUAGCCUUGAUGAGGCUUUCCUUUACAUUGAUGCCCUCGCCAAACUUGUCAUUCUUUUGGUCAAGUUCCAGGGCGAGAGCACUGGGGCCGUGAAGGCUAGCAAGCCUGCCUACUUCAACUCUAUCCUGUCCAUUCUGGUCCUUGUCCUGAACAACCACCAAGUUAUGAGAGGGGAAGCGUUCAACCAGCGUGUUUUCUUCCGGCUGUUCUCUAGCAUCUUGUGCGAGUACUCCAUGAAUGGGCUUCAGCACAGCGAUCAGCACCAGGGCAUGAUCUUUGCUCUGGCCAACAAGUUCCUGUCUCUCCAGCCCCGAUACAUCCCCAGCUUUGUAUAUGGGUGGCUUUCGCUGGUUUCCCACCGGGUCUUCAUGUCCGACAUGCUGAACAUGCCGGAGCGCGCAGGCUGGGCACCAUACUGCGAGAUCAUGCAGGCCCUUCUGUCCUACAUGGGCGAGCAGCUCAAGGCGGCCAACAUUUCUUACGUCGCCAAGGAUUUGUACAAGGGUGUGCUUCGCAUUCUGCUCAUUCUCCACCACGAUUUCCCGGAGUUUGUGGCUGAGAACCACUUCCAUUUCUGCAAUGUAAUUCCGGCUCACUGCGCUCAGCUCCGCAAUCUUGUUCUCAGUGCCUACCCUUCGUCAUUCCACAAGCUGCCUGAUCCCUUCCGGGAGGGCUUGAAGGUUGAGCGCAUUGAAGAGAUGCGGGAAAUCCCUAAGAUUGCAGGCGAUGUUGUUGCUCCUUUGCAGCGCGUGGGUAUCAAGGACGUUGUUGAUGGCGUACUCCAGCACGACAAUGUGUCUGAGGCAGCCAUCCAGCAGGUGUGCGAUGCUGUGAUCAACUCGGAGAUUCAGGACACUGGCCUCUUCUAUGCCCCCAUUAACGUGCAUGUCGUUCUCGUCAACGCCCUUGUUUUGUACAUUGGGCAGAAAGCGGUAGCUGAACACACGCCUAAGAGCAACACUCGCAGCGCAUUUGAGAACUCCACCCACACCAUCCUCCUGGAGAAGCUCGCACAAACCAUGCGCCCCGAGGCCCGGUAUUACUUGCUGAGCGCCAUGGCGAACCAACUCCGUUACCCCAACAGUCACACCUAUUUCUUCAGCUUCGCGAUUCUGCGUCUCUUCGGUGUCGACUAUUCUGAGCAGGAUGACUCGGACAUCCGCCAGCAAAUCAUCCGGGUGCUUCUGGAACGACUCAUCGUCCACCGCCCGCACCCGUGGGGCUUGAUUAUUACGCUGCAGGAGCUCCUUCAGAACCGAAGCUACUCCUUCUUCCGCCUUCCGUUCAUCCAAGCGGCUCCGGAGAUCGGCCGCCUCUUCGAUGCCCUCCUCCAACACAUCCAACAGCAGAGCCCCCGUCCUCUUGCUUAA